Neltuma alba is the source of this 1352-nucleotide messenger RNA. RefSeq lists its product as uncharacterized. The transcript is spliced from 3 exons. The record is from RefSeq and is a predicted model, not a curated record. The coding region runs from base 167 to 931 and encodes 254 amino acids. Gene Ontology annotation, cellular component: nucleus. NCBI's taxonomy places the organism in Eukaryota, Viridiplantae, Streptophyta, Magnoliopsida, Fabales, Fabaceae.
CCCGGCGAACAAAACCGCCUAGGUGAUGAAGCUGUCGAAAACCUAGUUUCCUGGAUUCAACUGAUCGUGAUUCUGAUUCGAUCAUACUGCUGGGUUUUUCUUUAGAUCUAUAGCUUCAUACUCAGCGUCGGAUUCUCUCAUCGUGGUGUUUUGCUUCAAUUUCUCGAUGGGGGAAGAGGAGAAGAAGAAGAGGGUGGUGGUGGAAUCGCUGGGAUGGCUAACGGAAUCGUCGAUAAUGCCCAAGAAGCACCGUGCAAUCGCGGGCGUCGGGCCAUCGUCGAUCAUGGAAUUGAAAGCUCAUCUCUACAGGUCUCAGGAAGAGUCCAAGAAGUCUCGGGAAUUAGCGGGCCCGGAGGUUGAGUACCAACGCGCAAAGUCGAAGAUUGUUCGUAAAGAUGCUCUCUCCGCCAAGAACUCUGGGGUCGAUGCCCGUGAUCUCAAGGACAAACUUGAGCUAAAAGCAGUUGAAGAUGGAUCAGUUAGCUAUGCAGCACUAGAGAGAAAAGCUGAGUUGUACGAUAAGUUAGUGAAGGGAGAGUUAUCUGAUGAAGAGGAUCAAGAAAAGUAUUGUGUGGACUUUUUCCGAAAGGGGUAUGAGCAGGAUGAGUCACAACCACCCCAAAGCCACGGUGUCUCUCAGACAGUGCCACAAGAAAAUGAAGAGGGUGAUAAUGAUGCUUCUUUGUUGUUUAACACCAAACCCUCUGCCCGAACGGCUGGAACAGUUGACAGUGUUGAACACAAGCGCUUUAUUAGGGAAGUACAUGAAGAAGCUAAUCGAGCAAGAGAAAAGGCUUCUGAUAUAAAAUUGCGGAGGCAGGAGCAGGUAGCCGCUCAUAGAGAGAAACUAAAGCAGGCCUAUCUUCGGAAGAAGCUGGAGCAGAUGAAAGCUGCAGCCAAUGGAUCUGAAUCUCAGAACAAGCUCACAUGAUGCCCACUUAGCCUUUUCUGCCCCGACUUAAGAAGGCCAAUGUGCGUGAAACCAGCAGGCAAUCUUGAAUAGAAGCUUGAGGCGCCGAGAGGCUUGGUCUUGUGCAUCUCCGAUGUGAUGCAGGUAAAACAAAAAGGAAAAAAAAAAAAAAGCAUAAAAAUUCGUUGAUGGUGCAGCGUUCAUGUAUCUGGCUGCAUUUAUUGUAAUGAAAGAGCAUGGCCUGAAAAACAAAGAAAAAAAGAAGAGGAUGAGCCUCAUGGAAAAAUUCUUUUUGCCCUUGUACAUAAUGUAAUUUGACAUGAAGUGUUGAGUUGGGCUUUUCCCUGUUUCCUCACUUUGUGAGAGUAAUCUAUGCGCUAUAAAUCAAUUUUUGUCAAUGUAUACCAAAAUAUUUUUUUGGGGUUAAAAGUUGCAUCUCAAA